AUGAUACCAGACGGAUUUGGACCUGCCUCUGAAACGUUUGCCAGACAACUUUAUCAACAAGAGAUGCGCAAUAUGCACAGCAAAAAAGUGAUAGAAUUGCCUCUUGAUUCCAUCAUCGUUGGAUCGGUUGAAACGUCUCCGCUUAACMUUGGAAGCUUCAUUAGAGAUCCUCAAUCAGCCUUUGGGACUCCGAUUACUGAUAGUGCCGCUGGGGCUACUGCAUAUUCUUGCGGCAUAAAAACAUUUAAUGGGGCCAUUGCAGAUUUUUAUGUUGUAGUUGAUGGGAAAAAAAAGCCUUGCGGAACGAUCUUAGAAGCAGCCAAGUUAAGUGGAAUGAGGACUGGGAUGGUUGUUACAAGUAAGGUUGCAGAUGCCACUCCAGGCUCCUUUUGGGCGCAUGCCUUGCACAGAAACAUGGAAAGUCUCAUUUCUGAAUACAUGGUUGGAAUGCACGGGAUAAAAAAGAUGAAUGACGUUCUGAUUGGAGGCGGUCUUUGUUCUUUCGUACCUGGAGGCUCGGUCUCUAUUUUUUCAAAUUUAAAUUUUUCUUUUUCAGUUGAAUCUUCCAGGAUUGAUUCUAAAAAUCUGCUAGAAUAUGCGAAAAAUCAUCACAAUGCUUCUAUUUAUACAUCGAUUUCCGAUAUCAACUCAUCAAAUAUGACCUCUAGACACCCCGUUCUUGGAUUACUUGCAGCAGAGAACAUGGAAUACGAGAUUGAUAGGCAUUUAAAGAAUGAACCUUCGCUUUCGGAAAUGACCAGCACUGCUUUGAAGCUUCUUGCUCCGAUAAAUGAAGAAGAACGCACAAAGGGCUUUGUUUUGGUAGUUGAAGGCUCCAAAAUUGAUAUGGCUGCACACAAAAAUGACGGCCCUGCACAUUACCGUGAGAUUAUGGCAUUUCAAGAGGCAGUAAGCGUUGCAAUUUCGUUUGCCAACAGCAAUCCAAAUACCUUAGUUGUUGUGGUAUCCGACCAUGAAACCGGUGGGCUAUCGGUGGGUCGUCAGUUGAACAUCAAUGUACCGCCAGAUUACGUUUGGUUUCCCGAUGAAAUUUUGCGCGUCAAACAUUCACUCUCUUUUAUGGUUCAAUCGGCAACCAGAUUUUUGAAACGAAGAAACCUUAAAAGGAGGCCUCUUUAUAAAUCCACGCGGAAUCAAGGGUAUCAAGAGGAAACGGCAUGGUUUGAAGAGUCUCUCCUGGAGGAAUUCAUAAUUAAAGAUAUCUUUGUCGAAGGCCUAGGCCUAGAUCCCUCCGAUCAGCGACUAGCUGAUGGUGCUUUACUGAAAUUGCUAAUUGAUAACAUUGAAAAUGAGGUCAUUUUUACGGGCAUCUUAUCACAAUUCAUUUCAAAAAGCGCCCGAAUCUCGUGGGCCACCAGUGGGCAUUCUAGCGUUGAUGUAAACCUUCAUGCAUAUGGUUAUGCUUCGUCUCUAUUGAGAGGGUUCCAUGCCAAUAAUGAAAUUGGUCUUUUUUUGGUAAAUCUUUUGGAUUUGGAUCUCGACCGUGUGACUAGCGCAAUCCGUCAAAGGUAG
This is a messenger RNA of Mitosporidium daphniae, 1533 nucleotides long. RefSeq names its product alkaline phosphatase. The record is from RefSeq and is a predicted model, not a curated record. NCBI's taxonomy places the organism in Eukaryota, Fungi, Microsporidia. Gene Ontology annotation, biological process: dephosphorylation. The transcript has 3 exons. Gene Ontology annotation, cellular component: fungal-type vacuole membrane. The coding region runs from base 1 to 1533 and encodes 510 amino acids. Gene Ontology annotation, molecular function: alkaline phosphatase activity.